CCUGGCCGAGGAAGGUGAGCGAGUGUCUGGAGGGGAGGACUCGGGAGCGCGACCAGCCGAGGGAUCGAUCGGAUUAAACUCGAUUUGAGUGAAAUUAACACAAAGGAGAGAAGAGCAACGCACACUAGUCGGCGAGGUCGCGGAUGCGAGACACGCCGGAGAAAUAUCUCAUGAAAAACAAACUUGAACUUUUUUUCUUCUGUUUAUUUAUAUUUCAAACGAAAAAAGGACCACGGUGGAUUUUUUUUUUCCAGCAAGCGGAGAUACUAGCCCUACUAACGAGGAGUUGAUUUGAUAAAAAGCCCGAAGUGACCGAGCUUGUUGGGUAAGCUAACAAAUGCCCUUUUGAGAACCUUAAUGAGGACCAUGGAGUAGCAAGCUUCAAAUUAGCAGCUAGCUGAUUAGCUCCUUACUGCACAACACACCUCCCUCCAUCAAGUCCCCUCCAUCUGUGGGCCCCCCACCCAGCCAUGGCGGACCCAGGGAUGUUGAGUUUAUUUGGGGACGAUGCAGGGCUGUUCUCAGAUGGAUUAGAUGGUUUAGGAGACUGCUUUCCUCAGCAGACUACCCCUGCCCAGUCCAACCCUCUAGCCCAGCAAACUAAUCCCUCGCUGAACCACGAGCACCAGGGAAACAGGGGUUACCAUCAGGGGAUGAUCCAUGGGGCUGGGCCUGGCCCAGGACAGCCUAAAUUGGGGCAAAUGUAUGACCAUGGCCCUUACACAGGCUACGAUCAACCUGGCGCCCCCGGAGGACGAAUGAUGGCCCAGAACGGUCCCAGCCAGGGAUCGCCAAACGUGAACACGGCCAUGAAUGGAAUGGCUUCCCACUACCAUAAUAACCCAGCUAACUCUAGCAACCCCCACCAUGGGUACCCAGGUGAUGCUGGGGGGGCAGUUUGGGGCCAGCAGCAACAGCAGCCACAGCAGAGCAGAUCAGCUUAUCAGCCGCCUCCAACACAACCAGGGGCCGGCCCCAACCAGAUUGGAGCCUACCAGAUGUCUCAAGGCAACUAUAGUGGGAUGCAAAGCCCUCCUACACCCAAUGCAGCUCGCAUGAACCAACACUACUCUCCACAGAGCAUGGCACCCCCUCCUGCUCAGGACCCAUCUCACUACCUGGGACAUGUUGGAAUUGGGGGAGCCCAGAUGAGACACCCCCAGCCCCAGCCUCAGCCUCAGCCUCAGCCACAACCCCAGCCACAACCCCAGGGCUAUCCCAACAUGGGCCACACACCCAGAUACCCACACUCCCCUUCACGACAGCCUCCACACCCCCACCAGCACCAACAAGGCAUGGGGGGGUUUGGAGGUGGCCAGUACCCUGGCUAUCAGGCCCAGUAUGGAGCCAUGGGACCUGGGAUGGGCCAGGGUGCUAAUGCUAACGUCACUGCUAACACCAACCAGGCCAUGGGACCAGGGCAGCUUGGCCAGAGGUUUAACCAGGGAUCAGGCCCAGCAGCUGGGCAACAGGGGCAACGAUACCCCACUGGACCACCACACCUGGCCCAGCCCCAUCAGACCCAUUCUGCCCCAAUGCAGCAGCAGGCAGGGCAGCAGGGCCAGCCUAUGCACCCCCUAAACCUCCCCCAGAGUCUGCCCCAGCCCCAAAACCAGCCCCAGUCCCACCUUGCCCCCCCAGCUCAGGGAUCUUACCCCUCCCCCUCCCCCUCAUCUAUGUCACCAAUGCGAGUUUUGGGAACCCCUACACCUCCUCCCCAGCAAGGCAGACCCCCUAGCGCAGGACUAGCUGGACCCCCGGAGGUUGCAGGGUACACAGCCCUGCAGUCUCCACCCAUUGCUAUGGCCCAUCCACAGAGAACUCCCCAAACCCCUCUGUCUGCCCCACACCCCCAACACCAGCAGCCUCACAGCAUGCCCCCCAAUGCAGGACAGAUGUAUCCCGGCAUGGGUCCGCAGCGUGCUCCACAAAUGGGUCCAAACAGGCCUCAGCUCCAGCAACAGCAAGGGCCUCAUGAAGCUCCAGUCAGCCAGGGGGGAGACCAGCGUCUUCUCCAGGCCCAGCAGCAGGCCUCUCGAAGCGGGCAGCCCCUGCCGCCCGCCCCCAUGGGUUUCCAGGGUCCGCCUGUCAGUCAGCACGGACUUCCAGCCCCAAACCAGGGCUUAGCACCACCCGCUCCGAAUGCUCAGACGCAGCACGCACACCUGACCCCACACCCACAGCACCUGCAGAGCACGCCCACUCCCCCCAACCAGGCCUCCCACCCGUGGGCAGCUCCGCCUCCCACCACCCACCCGCUCUCCUCACCCCCUCUCACCCCACAGAAAGUGCCUCACAUACAGCAUUCCCCCACCGACCCGUCAGGCGAUGCCUCAAUGAUGGCUCCCGACAGGCCGACAGUUGGCGCCGGUGCCCCCGGACAGCCUAUCAGCACAGAGCAGCCCAGCGACCAGGAGACCAAGCCAAAAAAGAAGAGGAAGAAGAAAGCGAAAGCAGUGGACAGAGAGGAAGAGGAGGGAGGGAUAAAGGUAGGAGGAGAGGAAGACAAGUCGGAAUUUCCCGGAACAGGAAGCGAUGCAGGUGAACAGGUUGCUGGCACAGGAAUUGUAGAGGGAAGUUCAUCGCCAGCGGAGGAGAAAAAAAAGCGGAAAAAGAAACCAAAGGAGAAGGCAGAGGGCAAGCAGCCCAAAGAGCCCAAGACCCCGAAGACACCCAAAACACCCAAGACCCCCAAAGAGCCCAAGGAGCCCAAGGAGAAGAAAGCCAAGAGCUCCACACCCAAGACCAAGACCCCCAAGAAAACCAGCAGUAAGAAGGUGGAGUCUGAGGGUGGGGCUAGCGCUGCUAAGAAGGAUUCCAAGAGGAAGAGAGAGUCGUCAGUCAGCGACGAGGUGGAGGUGAAGUCUCCGCCCCCCUCACCUCCAGAAGAAGAGGAUGACGAUGGCGUGCAGAAGCGUCGCUCCAGCCGUCAGGUGAAGAGGAAGAGGUACACAGAGGACCUGGAGUUCAGGAUCUCUGAUGACGAUGACAGCGGUGACGACUCACCGGCACCUAAGUCCCCAUCAUCAUCACAACAGCAGGAUGUGGCCGAGGCUGAGGGGCCUGUUGUGGAGAAGAUCAUGGGCACCCGCAACACCAAGAAACAGCUGGAGUCGGGGGAUGAAGUGGAGGUGGAGGAGUUCUACGUCAAGUUCAAGGGCUUUUCGUACCUCCACUGUCGCUGGGCAGACCUGGAGGAGCUGGAGAAGGACAAGAGGAUACACCAGAAGGUGAAGAGGUUUAAGGCCAAGCAGCAGCAGAUCAAUAGCUUCAUAACAGAGAUGGACGAUGAGCCUUUUAACCCGGACUAUGUGGAGGUGGACCGUGUCCUGGACGUUUCAGAGAGCACAGAUGAAAACGGAGAGACGGUGACCUUAUAUCUGGUGAAAUGGUGCAGUCUGCCUUACGAAGACUCCACCUGGGAGCUGAAGGCCGACAUCGACCAGUCCAAGAUAGAGGAAUAUGAACGCAUCGCAGCACGCACACCCAACACUAAGAGAGUGGAUCGGCCUCCUGCAGCCGACUGGAAAAAGCUGGAGGGCUCCAGGGAAUACAGGAACAGCAACGCACUCAGGGAAUACCAGCUGGAAGGCCUCAACUGGCUGACCUUCAACUGGUACAACUCACGUAACUGUAUCUUGGCUGACGAGAUGGGUCUAGGAAAGACCAUCCAGUCCAUUACAUUCCUCUAUGAGAUUUUCAUGAAGGGCAUUGAGGGGCCAUUCCUGGUCAUCGCCCCGCUCUCAACCAUCCCCAACUGGGAGAGGGAAUUCAGAACCUGGACUGAGCUCAACGCGGUGGUCUACCACGGCAGCCAGGCCAGCCGCAAGACCAUCCAGGCCUACGAGAUGUACUACAGAGAUGCACAGGGUAAGAUAAUAAAGGGAGUUUAUCGGUUCCACGCGGUGAUAACAACCUUUGAGAUGAUUCUGGCCGACUGUCCAGAGCUCCGCAGCGUGCCGUGGCGCUGCGUGGUGAUAGACGAAGCCCACCGCCUCAAAAACCGAAACUGCAAACUACUGGAAGGACUCAAAAUGAUGGACAUGGAGCACAAAGUUCUGUUGACAGGAACUCCUCUCCAGAACACUGUGGAGGAGCUCUUCAGCUUACUCAACUUCCUAGAGCCUGAGAGAUUCCCGUCGGAACAGACAUUCAUGACUGAAUUUGGAGACCUUAAAACUGAAGAACAGGUUCAGAAACUGCAGGGCAUCUUAAAGCCCAUGAUGUUGAGAAGACUGAAGGAGGAUGUAGAGAAGAACCUGGCCCCUAAGGAGGAGACCAUCAUUGAGGUGGAGCUGACCAACAUCCAGAAGAAAUACUAUCGAGCAAUUCUGGAGAAGAAUUUCUCCUUCUUGUCCAAAGGAGGUGCAGGGGGAGGAGGAGGAGGAGGAGGAGGCAGUGGUGGUGGCGGGGGAGGCUCCAGUGUCCCCAACCUCCUUAACACCAUGAUGGAGCUGAGGAAAUGCUGCAACCACCCCUACCUCAUUAACGGAGCGGAAGAGAAGAUAGCAGAGGAGUUUAGGGACUCCCACGGGACAGACAUACCGGAUAUGGCACUCCAAGCCAUGAUUCAGGCCGCUGGCAAACUGGUGCUCAUUGACAAGCUGCUGCCCAAACUGAAGGCUGGUGGACACAGAGUCCUGGUGUUCAGUCAGAUGGUCCGCUGUCUGGACAUCCUGGAGGACUACCUCAUCCAGAGACGAUAUCCCUACGAACGCAUAGACGGUAGAGUCCGCGGCAACCUACGGCAGGCGGCCAUCGACCGCUUCUCCAGACCCGAGUCAGACCGCUUCGUCUUUCUGCUGUGCACGAGAGCCGGAGGACUAGGCAUCAACCUGACUGCAGCAGAUACCUGCAUCAUUUUCGACUCUGACUGGAACCCUCAGAACGACCUGCAGGCCCAGGCUAGGUGUCACCGUAUUGGCCAGUCCAAGGCGGUCAAGAUCUACCGCCUGAUCACCAGGAACAGCUACGAGAGGGAGAUGUUUGAUAAGGCCAGUCUGAAGCUGGGGCUCGACAAGGCUGUCCUUCAGAGCAUGAGUGGACGAGAGAACGCCAACAGCGGGGUCCAGCAGUUGUCCAAGAAGGAGAUCGAGGACCUUCUAAGAAAGGGAGCGUACGGAGCUCUGAUGGACGAGGAGGACGAAGGCUCAAAAUUCUGUGAGGAAGACAUCGACCAGAUCCUCCAGAGACGAACACACACCAUCACCAUAGAGUCUGAGGGCAAGGGCUCUACCUUUGCUAAGGCCAGUUUUGUUGCAACAGGUAACCGAACAGACAUUUCUCUGGAGGAUCCAGACUUCUGGCAGAAAUGGGCCAAGAAGGCCGAGCUGGACCUGGACGCCAUCAAUGGACGGAACACGCUGGUGAUUGACACGCCGAGGGUGAGGAAGCAGACGCGGCACUACAGCAGCGUCAAAGAGGACGAGAUGCUUGAGUUCUCUGAGCUGGAGAGCGACGACGACGAACCAAGCAAACCCUCAUCCAAACCACGACGACCCCAAGACAAAGCCCAGGGCUACCCCAGGUCUGAGUGCUUCAGAGUGGAGAAGAACCUGCUGGUCUACGGUUGGGGAAGGUGGAGCGACAUCCUGGCUCACGGUCGCUUCAAGCGCCCCCUGAAGGAGGCCGACGUGGAAACGAUCUGCCGAGCCCUCCUGGCCUACUGCCUGCUGCAUUAUCGCGGUGACGAGAACAUCAAGAGCUUCAUCUGGGACCUGAUCACCCCGAGUGAGGAUGGGACCACCAAGACGCUGACCAACCACUCAGGUCUCUCCACCCCAGUCCCCCGGGGUAGGAAGGGCAAGAAGGGGAAGCCCCAGGCCCCGCCUCCGCAGACCCCACGAGCUGAUUGGCUGGCCAGCUGCAAUCCCGACCACUUACUGCAAGAGGAUAGCUACAAGAGACACCUGAAACAUCACUGUAACAAGGUGUUGCUGAGGGUGAGGAUGCUGUAUUAUCUGCGACAGGAAGUCAUAGGCGACCAAGCUGAGCGCAUCCUAGAAGGAGCCGACUGCAGUGAGCUGGAUAUCUGGAUUCCCCAGCCAUUCCACGCCGAGGUGCCCGCUGACUGGUGGGACAGCGAGGCCGACAAAUCCCUGCUCAUCGGCGUCUUCAAACAUGGCUAUGAGAAGUACAACUCAAUGCGAGCCGACCCCGCUCUGUGUUUCUUGGAGAGGGUGGGCAUGCCGGACGCCAAGGCUAUCGCCGCUGAGCAGAGGGGCUCCGACAUGAUGGCAGAUGGCGUCGAGGGUGAGGACGAGGAUCCAGAGUACAAGCCGCUGCGGAUGCCUUUUAAAGAUGACAUGGAUGACUUCACCAACUCCCCGCUAGAUGACAAAGAUGACACUGUGGAAGGUGAAGCCGAAGCUAAAUCAGGUGAAAACGGCCAAGGUGUGCCUGCCACGGGCUCCGAGCGGCUCUAUUGGCCAGCGGCUUCGGCUCUGACCGCCCGCCUUCGUCGCCUCAUCACAGCCUACCAGCGCUCCAACCGCAGAGAGCAGCUCCGUCAGGAGGCCCUCAAUCGGCCCGACGGUCGCAGACGGCGACGCAGGGAGUUCAUGCCUUCCAUCGCCAUGGUUACCGACACAGGAGGAGGGGCAGCUUACAUCCAAGACGGAACGGGGGUGUUCAUGACAGAAGGAAGCCCAUAUCUGGCUAAAGGAAGUGCCUACUUUGCCAAAGGUGGACAGUUCAUGUCAGAGGCAUCACCAGUGAUGACCGCCGGCUCCCUGAUGGCUGAUGGAGCCAUGUACUACAAGGAGAGGAGGCAAAGAUGGACUCGCCGCGAGGAGGCUGAUUUCUACCGUGUAGUGUCCACCUUCGGAGUAGUCUUUGACACCCAGCGUCAGAAAUUUGAUUGGACGCAGUUCAGAGCCUUUGCUCGACUGGACAAGAAAACAGACGAGAGCUUGGAGAAAUAUUACUACUCAUUCAUUGCCAUGUGUAAACGGGUCUGCAGAAUGCAGGUCAAGACUGAAACAGAACUCCCAGACCCUACCCUGAUCAUUGACCCCAUCACAGAGGAGCGUGCCUCUCGCACCCUGUACCGCAUCGAGCUACUCCGCCGCAUCAGAGAGCAGGUCCUCCCCCAUCCGCUGCUCUCCGAGCGUCUCAAGCUCUGCCAGCCCUCCCCAGACCUCCCUGAGUGGUGGGAGUGUGGACGUCACGACCGUGACCUCCUCCUAGGGGCCUCCAAACACGGUGUGAGCCGGACAGAUUAUCACAUCCUAAACGACCCUACCUUGGCCUUUCUGGAGGCCCACCAGCGCUUUACCAGCCAGCGUGGGGCUGGCGUCUGCAUGGGAGCCCAGGGAGAGAUCCCCAAAGCUGGGAUGGGAGCGGAAACCAUCCCCACACCCCUCCUCACCCCUGCAGAGCUGGCGAGCGCUGCAGCUGCUGCCAAAAUUGCUGUUAAUGCAGCUAAAGAGGAGGAGGGCGACGGGAAGGAGGUGAAGACCGAGGAAGGGACAGAAGAGAUGGAGGUGAAAAUGGAAACGGAGGGAGGAGAUGCCAACAACAUUCCAUGUACCAAGACUGAAACUCCUGACGAACCGAAGGACAAUAAGGGAGAGAACGGAGAAGGGAAGGAUGAAGCUGCCUUUCCACUGAGAGAGGAGGUAAAGAAAGAGGAGGAGGCCCAGCCAAAAAUAGGAGAGGAGCAUGAAGAGGAGCAUAGUGGAGAGGGAGAUGAGACUUCCAAGCCAGCAGAUGACAAAGACUUAACCGAAGAGAAGAGGAGUUUGACUCCUGUCGACUCUCUCGGGGACCAGAAGGAGGCGACCACUGAGCUCCCAGAGCAUCCCGACUCUUCUCCUAAAGCACAGCCGGGCCACAAGACCACAGAGGAAGAAGACGGAGAGGAGAGGGAGAACCCAGAGUCUCCUAAAUCUCCAAAAUCAGCCAACACAGAGAAAAGCCCAGAGGAGGAAGACGAAGACGACAAAUCAGAGAAAUCCUCUCAGGCUGAAGCGAGUGCUGCGUCAGAGCAGAAGAACUUCGACGAGGAGAGCAUCGCAUCUGUGAGCACAUCGGCCCAAAACGAGACUAGAGAUGGGUUCUGCCCCGACGACCUGCCAGAAACCUCUGCACUGCAGGCCCUGCAGGACCGUGCCUACGGCUUCUCAUUCUGGCCUAAGGAUCGAGUGAUGAUCAACAGGAUGGAUAACAUCUGCGAGGCCGUCCUGAAGGGCAAGUGGCCUGUCAACAGACGCCACAUCUUUGACUUCCCCAGCAACCUGUUGCCAGGGCAUGGCUCUGCAGUGACCGCGGCAGCCGUAGCCACGGCGACGGAGAGCCCACUGCAGAGGCGGAGCCUGGCCGAGUUGACGUUGGCCGGCAUCCAUACGCCUUACAGUGGGAGCGAAGAUAAAACACUAUCCCCACAGGUUCAUGAGGACGCUCUGAGCCUGACGGUGCCUCGACAGAGGAGGAGGAGGAGGAGGAAGAUUGAGAUUGAGGCGGAGAGGGCGGCCAAGAGACGCAACCUGAUGGAGAUGGUGGCUCAGCUGAGAGAAAGCCACGCGGCUGCGGAGACCCAGAGCCAGGCUAUAGACCUCACCAAGGGUAUGCAUCACCACAAGGCCUCUCCCUCAUUGGCUGGCUUCCCCAGUGCCCUGGUGACAAGCCCCUCCCUCAAAGCCCAGAUGGAGUUGCUGCAGCAGGCCCCACCCUCCGGACACAGAGCCAACGGCUCGCUGGAGGCUGACCUGCCGAUGAGGAGGAGGCGGGGCCGCAGGAAAAAUGUGGAGGGCCUGGAGCUGCUGUUCAUGGGCAACAAGAGAGCAGGAGGGGAUGAUGCUGAAGAAACAAAGGUUUCAGGUGUGGAGGGGGUUCAGGGUUCUGCCCGUGCCCACAGACCCCACACUGUCCCCGAGCAGAGCCCCAGCUCCAGAUCUCUGGCCUCUGGCAGUCUGGAGGAGGAAGAGGCAGCAGUUUCCAGCAAAGAGCUAGGAGAGUGGCUGAGGCAGCACCCGACUUACACCAUGGACAUGGCUGGAUUCACACCAAAGAGUGAGGAGAUGCUGCUGUCUCAGUUUUCAAAGCCCAAGCAGAAGCGCCAUCGCUGUCGAAACCCCAACAAGAUUGACAUCAACACCCUGACCGGAGAAGAGAGGGUGCCUGUGGUCAACAGACGCAAUGGACGCAAGAUGGGCGGGGCCAUGGCUCCACCAAUGAAAGAGCUUCCCAGAUGGUUACUGGAAAAUCCAGAAUUUUCUAUUGCCCCUGAUUGGACAGACAUCGUCAAACAGUCGGGUUUCCUCCCAGAAGCCAUGUUUGACCGCCUUCUGACCGGCCCUGUAGUCAGGGAGGAGGGCGUCCGUCGUCGGGGACGCCGACCCAAAUCCGAGAUCGCCAAGGCAGCGGCCGCCGCACAGGCAGCAGCUGCAGCACAGGCUGCCCAGGCAUCACUGGCCACCGCUGCUUCAUCUGCAGGAGGCAUCAACCCUCUGCUGCUGAACAGUCUGUUUGGAGGGAUGGACCUGUCGUCCCUCCAGAGCCUCCAGUCUCUCCAGUUGGCUGCUGGUCUGAUGGCCUUCCCUACGCACACUGACCCCAAGCAGGCUGCUGCCAGCGCUGCCGCUGCCUCCAUGCUGCCCCUCAUGCUGCCCGGCAUGGGAGGCCUGCCCAACAUGGCGGCCGCCCUCCCCAACAUGUUCAGCCUAGGCGGGCUGUUCGGCGGUAACCUGGCGACAGCCGCAGCCGCCGCCGCGUCCAACUCCUCCGCCGCAUCAGGGAACACCAACGGAACAAUGGAGGGAGAGAGCGACGAGGCGGCAGCGAUGACGAAGGGAGAGGAAGACGGAGAAGAUUGUGAUGAGGUGGGAGACGAGGACGACGAUGAGGAGGAGGAGGCUGAGGGAAAUAAGGAAGUAAUGAAGAAGGUGGCGAAGAAGAAGAAGAGAAAGCAGAAAGCGGGUGAUGUCACUGCAGCUCCUCAGGGCUCAGCCGUUGAUUCGUCCAUCAACGGCGAUGCUGCGGCCCUGUUAGCUGCAGCCGGCAUGUCUGCUAAUUCACUGGCGUUCAACCCCUUCCUCCUCUCCACCAUGGCCCCCGGCCUCCUCUACCCCUCCAUGUUCCUACCUCCGGGCCUCGCAGGGCUCAGCCUGUCCGGCUUCCCCACCGCCUCCACCCUGGCCGAGCUGCAGAGCGCCAUGGCCGGAGCGCUGGGCAGCAACAUCGUGACCACAAACCCCCCGAGAGACGAGGAGGGGAAGAAGGGGGAUCCGAGAGCUACGAGAGAGGAGGAGGAGGAGGAGGAAGAUGAUGAUGACGAGGAGGAGGAGGGCGGAGAGAGUGACUUGGCUGAGGAAAAGGAGGUGGGUGCGGAGGAGGAGACGAGAGGCGAGGACUCAACCCUGGAGGAUGGAGGGAUGGGAGGAGAGGAGGAGGAGGAGGAGGAGGCAGCGGCGUCUCCACAGAAGGACAAGAGUGACUGAAAUAAAACACAAUAAUGGACUGGCCUUGGACAUUUCCUCACCUCUGACCUCCCCCUUCUCCUCCCCCUCACCACGUUUACACGCCUCCACCAGAAAUAUCCAAACUAUUAUGAAUCCUGUUUUUUUUUUUUUCUUUUUUUUUUUCCUUUACAUUGUUGUUGAUGAUUUCUCUCUCACUCUUUGUUGUUUCUUUUUUGGCCAGGUAUAUUUACUAUGCGUCAGAGAGGGCGAGGUGUGAGUGUGUGAGUGUGUGUGUGUGUGUGUGUGUGUGUGUGUGUGUGUUAAGUUAAAUCUCUCUGAUCGAUAGUGUAGUCAGGGAAAUCCUCACAGCCGCUCGCUCAGAGCUCGGCUCCUCUUCAAAGACUGUUUCUUUCUCUCUGGUUGGCCUGUGUGCACUGCGAACGGUGCGCCCACACUUUUCUCUCCCACAAUCCCUCAAAUAGGACUUCACGAGGUUCCAAUAGUACUAUUAUUAUUAUUAUUAUAAAUUAUUGCUGCUUUCAGCUCUCAGAUCUUUAUUUUUUCUUUUCGCUUCCUCCUUCUUCGUCUGGACUGUUUUGUUGUUGUUGGUUAUUGGCAGCAUCUCAUCAAAACGAGGAGAAACGCCCGCAAGUGGCGGUUUUUGUUUUUUCCUAACAUCAGUUCUCAAAUAACAGCAUUACAGCUAACCUGGCUGUCUGUCUGACAAAGCUGCUGCAAAAGGAAUUGUGGGUAGUGGAGUUGAUGGAGCUGCUCUGUUUCGGAGCAGAUUUUUAGUUCUCACAUAUCAGACCAGGUAGACUCUGAGGAGCAAAAGGAAACCAGACUGGCCUAAAACUCAGUCUCACACACUGACUACCAUAACACACACACACACACACACACACACACUCUCUCACACAUACAGAAGUCCACCACUACACACACUAACCCCCUAAACCCUCUCUGUUAUGUGACUGUUUCUGGGAGGACUCGUCCCUGCAGCUGUUUUCCUUUUUGAGUGUAUGUGUGUGUGCACGUGCAGGUGUGUGUGCACGUGCACGCUGAACCAAUACUGUUAAACCCAGUCCCACACUGUUUGAAUACCAGUCUUGAAUCUUUCCACUGCCACCGUCUGAAUCCUGUCUCUCCUCUCUCUUUUCGAGGCGGCUGGUUUUGGCUCAAGGGGGGUGGCAGGCGGGCUGGGUCUGCCGCCAAUCAGGCCUUCUGAUUGGUCCGCCUCACGCCACCAAAACCAGCUGUCCCCGUUUGGAGGUUUCUGUGAAUGGGUUUGGAGCCGGUGGUCCACACAGGGAUGUGUUGUUUCAGGUUUAUUCUUUAAAAGGGGGCACAUUAAGAUGGUUGAAUUUCCCGGUCGCUGCCACAUUAAAAUCCUUAUUUUUAUUUUAUUUUUCCUUCAUAUCCCGGUAGUUUCAGACCAAGUGCUGCUCCCUAGUGACCUUCUCUUUAAAGACUGUUUCUCUAGUCACACACACUGACACCAGGCCUGGCCAAAACAGGACUGAGACACAUUUUCAACUGAGUUGGAAAUUCACAAGUUUUCUAUAUGAAGUUCAACUCUGGUCGCUGAGUUCGGUUUUAAAUACUUGGAAAGCACGAGCGGUGCUUGAUUUGUUUCCAUUUCCAAGGCCAGUUGAAGCGUCUGAGAUAAAUCAAGUGCUGUGAGUGGUUCAAAUAUUUGAAAGUACAUUCAAACACGCACCGUGGCCAGGUCUUAUUAACAUUUGCUAUCACAGCCAGCCCAGCAGAUGCAGAGAGCGAACUGGGACGGAGCAGGAGGGUCAGUUUGGACUCCCUGGAAGACGCCCCCUCCCCGUCAAAGACCCGCAUUCUCCUCUCUAGCGCUGAGACAGCAAUAACCAAGGCAGCUUUUGAAUGUUCCAACAUCACUCUCCCAACACAGACACACACACAAACACACACACACUAUAUGAAUAACCACAAGUGUCGUAUGAAUAGAAAAACAAAACUAAAACUGUAAAUGAUGACAUAAGUACUGCAAUCAAUUUUGUCUCACUCUGUUCCUGUUGAUGCACUGGUGUUAAAGAGUUAAAAUAAUCAGGUACCUUUAUUACUUAGCUACUUUUUCUUGAAAAAAAUGGACUUUUUGUUACUUUUAGCCAGCAAGCUGAAGAGCAUUACCUCAAAAUUCUUAUCUAGCCUUGAAGUUUACAGACAUACCAUGUAAAUGUUUUUUUUUUCCUCUUUUUUUUUUGGUGUUUGUCGUUUUGUUUUGUUUUUUGGAGACAUCAUGUAUGAUGAAUUGUAGCUAUGAUGCUUUUAAUAAAAGUGAAUCAUGAUAUUCGCCUAGGAAACCAAA
Messenger RNA from Dicentrarchus labrax (European seabass), 12738 nucleotides. It is a transcript of the gene chd7, whose product is annotated as chromodomain helicase DNA binding protein 7. The transcript has 41 exons. The record is from RefSeq and is a predicted model, not a curated record. Gene Ontology annotation, molecular function: ATP-dependent chromatin remodeler activity; protein binding; ATP binding. Lineage: Eukaryota; Metazoa; Chordata; Actinopteri; Moronidae. Bases 471 to 10439 code for a protein of 3322 amino acids.